Messenger RNA from Triplophysa rosa, 4102 nucleotides. It is a transcript of the gene cdh2, whose product is annotated as cadherin 2, type 1, N-cadherin (neuronal). Gene Ontology annotation, cellular component: catenin complex; apical part of cell; postsynaptic density. Gene Ontology annotation, molecular function: calcium ion binding; cadherin binding. Gene Ontology annotation, biological process: synapse assembly; regulation of axonogenesis; cell-cell junction assembly. Bases 256 to 2937 code for a protein of 893 amino acids. The transcript has 16 exons. The record is from RefSeq and is a predicted model, not a curated record. Lineage: Eukaryota; Metazoa; Chordata; Actinopteri; Cypriniformes; Nemacheilidae.
GGUACCGCUGACGGAUGCUAGAGAGCGCCACUGAGUCGUCAUCUCUGCCGUUGAACUGGGAGAGUGCACGGAGCGUCAGUACCAGACUGUGAGCAGCACGGAUCAGUGUUAGAGAGAGAGGGAGAGGGAGGAACGAAUCUGUCGAUACAUGCCGCCGCCGUUGCUGCUGGUACCUUACGGAACAUUGUAACGCAUCGGUCCUCACGGAAAACGGCCAAAUAUAUCGGUUUCUUCACGCAGGACGGAAUUUACACGAUGUACCGUUCGGGAGGCGUGAUGCUGGCGCUUCUCGCGGCUCUGCAGGUGGCAAUCCAGGGCACAGGGGCGAUGCUGUGUCAGCCUGGUUUCGCUGAGAAAGAGUACAACGUCGUGAUGGGUGAUGUCAUUGUCGAGGGACAAGUUCUCCUCAAAGUGGAUUUCGUGGACUGUGGCAGAGGUUCCGGCUUGCGCUUCGAGAGCGGAGACCCUGCAGAUUUUCGGAUAGAGGCAGAUGGCACCGUAUUCGCCGCACGAACCCUGCUGCUCUCCGACAGGAAGGGGCGAGGCUUGGAGAUUAAGGCCAAGGACGUGAAAUCUCAGGAGCAGUGGCUGGUUCACGUAAACUUCACCCAGCCCAAGCAGCUACCAGAGAUAGUGUUUCCGAAGCACAGUGUGGUUGUCAUGGGCGACGGCAGUGUGAAUCGUGUGAAAAGAGACUGGGUCAUUCCACCUGUCAACGUGCUCGAGAAAUCUAGAAAACAAUUCCCAGAAGAGCUAGUCAAAAUCCAGUCAGAUAGAGAUAAGACUAACACGCUGCGGUACAGCGUGACCGGGCCAGGUGCCGACCAAAACCCCAAUGGUCUGUUUAUCAUCGACGCCAUUUCAGGAAUCCUGUCCGUUACCAAGCCGCUGGACAGGGAACAUAUCCCCAACUUCCAUCUACGCGCUCAUGCCGUGGACAUUAACGGGAACCAGAUGGAGAACCCCAUCGACAUCAUCAUCAACGUCAUCGACAUGAACGACAACAGGCCCGAGUUCGUGCAUCAGAUCUGGAAUGGAACCGUAGAUGAGGGCGCCAAACCAGGUACUUUUGCGAUGACAGUGACGGCCCAGGAUAAAGAUGAACCAAAUACAGCCAAUGGUAUGCUCAGAUACAAGAUUUUGUCCCAGACGCCAGAAAGUCCCUCCUCAAGUAUGUUCACUAUCAACAAUAAGACUGGCAAAAUCAUCACUGUAGCUGCCGGCCUGGACAGAGAGAAGGUGCCUCAGUACACCCUGAUUAUUCAGGCCACUGAUAUGGAGGGAAACCCCAUGUACGGGCUGUCCAACACUGCUACUGCCGUCAUACGGCUGAUGGAUGUCAAUGACAACGCUCCAGAGUUUACCCGCGAGACUUACCACGGCGAAGUCCCUGAGAACCGUGUGAAUGUGAUAGUGGCAAAUCUCACAGUGACAGACAAAGAUGAACCGGGGACUCCGGCCUGGAAUGCUGUGUACCGAGUCGUAUCUGGAGAUCCGACCGGACGCUUCUCCAUCCCCACUGACCCCGUCACCAAUGAAGGUCUUGUCACUGUCGUCAAGCCAAUUGACUUUGAGAUGAAUCGAUCAUUCAUGCUGACUGUCGUGGCUGAUAAUGAGGUGCCACUGGUGAGCGGGAUCCAUCGCACACGCCAGUCAACUGCCACCGUGUCCAUACGCGUCAUCGAUGUGAACGAAAGCCCAAACUUCGAACCCAACCCCAAACAGAUCAAACUGGAAGAGGGUCUUCCACAGUGGUCGACUUUGGCGACUUUUACGGCACACGAUCCAGACAGAUACAUGCAGCAGAGUAUUAGGUACUCCAAGUUGUUUGACCCCGCCAGUUGGCUGGAGAUUGACCCCAACAGUGGCCGAAUUUCUACUAUUGCGGUUCUGGACCGAGAAUCUCCCUACGUCAGAAACAACCUCUACAAAGCCACAUUCAUGGCCUCUGACAACGGUGUCCCACCCGCGAGCGGGACAGGAACUCUGCAGAUUUACCUGCUGGAUAUUAACGACAACGCUCCUCGAGUCUUCCCCCAGGAAGCAGAAGUCUGCGAGCGUCCGGAGCCCAACGCCAUCAAUAUCACAGCAGUAGAUGGAGAUCUCAACCCAAACGCUGGGCCCUACGCCUUCGACCUGCCCAACCGACCCUCCGAUAUCCGCAGGAACUGGACGCUCACCCGAAUCAGUGGUGAUCAUGCUCAGCUAAGUCUUAAGAUCAGUUACCUGGAAAGCGGAAUAUAUGAGGUGCCCAUUAGCAUCACAGACUCGGGCAACCUGCCCAUGUCCAACACGACCUUCCUGCGCAUCAAAGUGUGCCAGUGUGAUCACCAUGGCGACUGCGUGGACAUGGAACGCAUCAUGGCCGCCGGGCUAGGCACUGGAGCCAUCAUCGCCAUACUCAUCUGCAUCAUCAUUCUGCUCGUGCUGGUGUUGAUGUUUGUGAUGUGGAUGAAGAGACGAGAUAAAGAGAGACAGGCCAAGCAGCUCCUGAUCGACCCAGAGGAUGACGUGCGAGACAACAUUCUCAAAUACGACGAGGAAGGCGGUGGAGAGGAAGACCAGGACUACGAUCUGAGUCAGCUGCAGCAGCCCGAUACUCUGGAGCCAGACAUGAUCAAGCCCGUCGGGAUCCGCCGUCUGGACGAGCGGCCCAUGCACUCCGAGCCCAACUACCCCAUCCGCUCGGCCGCGCCCCACCCCGGAGACAUCGGAGAGUUCAUCCACGAGGGUCUAAAGGCAGCUGACACGGACCCCACGGCCCCUCCGUACGACUCCCUGCUGGUCUUUGACUACGAGGGCAGCGGCUCCACGGCCGGAUCGCUCAGCUCCCUUCAUUCCUCCAGCAGCGGAGGCGACCAGGACUAUGACUACCUCAACGAAUGGGGCCCCCGCUUCCGCAAACUCGCCGACAUGUACGGAGGCAACGACGACUAGCUCACGCCAUCACCGCAGGACCAGAGACGGAGGAAGGACGGAGAUAGUUCAAAGAAAACAACAUCAAAAAAACAGUGCGGCACUUUUUUUUUUAAUCGCGGGGCGUGGACAGUGUGCAGAAUCAAAACAAUGAAGAAACCAAUAUACCCUAGAGAGAAUAAAGACACAGAAACGAAGAGAAAGGAAGUGGAAGGAAGAUCACCAUGGCAACAAAACCAGGUCUCUCCGAAGCCCUCUGUUAUAGAUAGAGGGGGCCUAAUGAAGGAAAUGUGACUUGUUUCGGUUCAGUCCAGGAUUUUUUUGCCCAAAUUUGAAGGAUUAUCGGUACGAACGCUAUGAAGGAACACUUGAAGGACGUUAAAAUGAAUGCUAAGUUACACUUGAAUCUCACAGUACAGAAGCACUGGGAUAUUACGUGCCUUUUUGUACAUUUUUCUUUUGUUUUUACAUUUUUCUUUCUUCCUUUUGGUCCUUGUUUAUUUGAUCAGAUGUUUUUCUGUUCAGCGGCUUUGAUGGCUCAGAGUUUUGGAGUGUUCUUGUCGUGAGCCCGUUUAUGAUGUUUAUGCUUCUACACGCUUUUGUUUGCGUUUCUCACCGUCACGCUGUUCGUUCACGUCACAAAGACUUUGGGAGAACAAGAACGUUUAGAGAGAACAGCUUUGUACAGUAUGCUAGAAAAUAGAUUUCAGUUUAUUGUUUUUAUUGGGGUUUCCUUUUUUAUAUCCAUACUUUUUCCACCAAAACGUUAACUUAUGCAGGCCAAUUGCAAAUGAGAGAUAAACAUCAGAAUUCUUUGGUAGCAGAACUCGUCGUUUUGUUCUUUUAUUUUCUCUCUUGGCAUUUUUUGAAGUGAUUUAGUAUUUUGCAAAGAUGAAAACAUUCUGUUUUUUCAAAUGUCAUCUGCCUUAGUCAUCCUGGUAUUCUUUCAUGCCUGGUAUUUCAUUUUUUACUCCACUGUAAAUUAAAUGGUGUGUACAUAGUUUUUUGUUUUGUUUUUCCUCUUUUGAUGUAGUCUAUGAAGAAGAACAGGGCGUGAAGAACUUGUAUAUGUACAAUUUGGACUACAGACAAAAUGAUUUUUGCAUGUUUUUAUCUUUUCCGUAUAAAACAAGUCUUUCUGAACUUUAUUUACACACAAAUAAAGAAAUGCCCACCAAUAAGGAGA